This is a messenger RNA of Syngnathoides biaculeatus (alligator pipefish), 2947 nucleotides long. RefSeq names its product VPS26, retromer complex component A (gene vps26a). NCBI's taxonomy places the organism in Eukaryota, Metazoa, Chordata, Actinopteri, Syngnathiformes, Syngnathidae. Gene Ontology annotation, biological process: intracellular protein transport; retrograde transport, endosome to Golgi. The transcript has 9 exons. Gene Ontology annotation, cellular component: endosome; retromer complex. Bases 800 to 1786 code for a protein of 328 amino acids. The record is from RefSeq and is a predicted model, not a curated record.
AGAGGUUCUGAGUUCUUCUCUACAUAUUUGACGAUUCUUGGAAGUUGUGUGUGACAGAUAACCUUCUCAACGCUGAGUGACUGUUGUGAUACAGCAUCAUGCAAAAUUAUGGCUCAAGUUAACAUUUUCCAACUGGACCACAUCUAAUCACAUCAAAUUUUGACGUGUAUGCGCGAUUCAUAUUAUGUCUCUCUCCUUGCCUGGCAUUUGCAUUGAUUUUAUAUGUAAACAUUGCCAUCCGAGUAUGAAUGCAAUUUGGGAUUUAAAACGAGACACAAUUUUGUAUUUUGAGUGUGACAAAAAGAGCGAAUAGCUACAAUGGACAGGUUUCCAAUUACGCCAUCUUGUGUGUCAUGGAGGUCAGAGAACACAGGUGAAGGUGAAGUUUUUUUCUAUCGUUAAUUUAUCCGAUUGGUCUAAGGGUGGUGGUGACGUCAUCCGAAACCUGUCCAUUUGGCAGAAAAAGUCUUGGUUUCUCCAAAAUAAAAAAAAAUGACAAAUUGUUGCAUCAUCACCACUUUUACAGGAUUGGUAUUUUCAAUGCAUGAGUAAAAUAUUAUAAGAAUUUACAAAAAUGAAAAUCACUGGAAUAAAGUUAGCGUUAAAUUAACACGCUUGAGCUCGUUUGGCCCAUGAUCACGUGAGGUCUCUGCCCGCCCACAGCCACCUGACCAGCGUCACGUGACCGCCAGUCUCGAGAGAGAGCGCGUGCUGUGCCGCCCGAUUCACGCGCACGCGCACGCGCUACAACACAGCGAAGCUAAAGCUGCUAGCUUCAACCGUAUGCUCCGCGGCCGCCAUGAGUUUCCUGGGGGGUUUGUUCGGGCCGGUGUGCGAGAUUGACGUCCUGCUCAACGACGCCGAGAGCCGGAAGACUGCUGAACUCAAGACAGAAGAUGGAAAAAUGGAGAAACAUUACAUGUUCUACGACGGAGAGUCCGUGUCUGGCAAGGUGACUCUAAAUGUCAAGCAGGGAGGAAAGCGACUGGAGCACCAGGGCAUCCGCAUUGAGUUUGUUGGGCAGAUCGAGCUCUUCUCGGACAAAAGCAACACCCACGAGUUUGUGGAUCUGGUGAAAGAGUUGGCAUUGCCGGGAGAGCUCAACCAGAACAGAAGCUACGACUUUGAGUUCAUGCAGGUGGAGAAGCCUUACGAGUCGUAUACCGGCGCUAAUGUCAGGCUAAGGUAUUUUCUCAGGGUGACGAUAGUUCGUCGACUGUCAGAUCUGGUGAAAGAGUAUGAGCUGAUUGUCCAUCAGCUGGCCACCUACCCAGACGUCAACAACUCAAUCAAGAUGGAGGUCGGCAUAGAAGACUGCCUUCACAUCGAGUUUGAAUACAAUAAAUCCAAGUACCACCUAAAGGAUGUCAUUGUUGGGAAGAUUUACUUCCUGCUGGUCAGGAUCAAGAUCCAACACAUGGAGCUGCAGCUCAUCAAGAAAGAGAUAACAGGCAUAGGUCCGAGUACGACCACAGAGACAGAUACUGUGGCCAAGUACGAGAUUAUGGAUGGGGCGCCGGUUAAAGGAGAAUCUAUUCCCAUCAGACUCUUUCUCGCAGGGUAUGACUUGACAGCCACCAUGAGGGACGUCAACAAGAAGUUCUCUGUACGCUACUUCCUGAAUCUGGUCUUAGUGGACGAAGAAGAUAGAAGAUACUUUAAGCAGCAGGAAAUCGUUUUGUGGAGGAAAGCCCCAGAGAAGAUGAGAAAACGAAACUUCCACCAGCGCUACGAGUCCCCCGACUCCCAAACUCCGCCCGUUAACGCGGAGCAGCCGGAGAUGUGAGGGCAAGCCACGGCCACGGACUGAAAACCAACAUCCGUACAGAUGACACGCAACUGGAUUCUUCACUGCUGAGCAGGUGUGACAGCUUUCCCCCACUCUCCGCUUGGACCGUAUACACGAUUACGCACGCCGUGACGUCUUCCUCACCUUGGCGUCAAACGUAUGCUGUCGUUUUGCGGGCGUACCGACACUCCCCUCACACACACACACACACGCACACUUGAAUUUGGACACGAGCAUGUUCUGCUGAAUGCCCGACGACGUGCUGACAUGACAAGGACAAAGAACCCGGCCACUACACGGGAUUUUUUUUUUUUUAGUCCUGUAUUUUGUUUCCAGUUUCAUCACGAGUUCACGCAUUGUAGAGCGUAACGUUGCAUCUGAUCACAGAUAAAUUACAUUAAAAGGUUGCAAAGGUAUUUAAUUCAGUUUUCACACUUUUGGUUUGUCUGGAAUUAUGUCACAGUAUCCACAGAUUAUGAGUAAUUUGUCGAACGUUUUUGAUGUACAUCUGCUCAUACUGUCGACAUGCUUCUUGGCGGGAAUUAUGUUUUCAGUUCUACCAUUUAAUGUAAUAAUUCUGCUGAAAUCUACUGUUGCAAGCACUGCUCAUCAGCUAUGAAUCCGCGGCUGUAUUUCACUGUGACAUUUAAAUGGUUAUAUGAUGUCAGCAAAACCCAUGUGAUGGGGAAUUUAGCUCAUAAGCUCUGUGUUGCACUUUUUCUCAUUAAAAAGGGUGCUAAAAUGGCCACUUUAACUCAAUUGUCAUUUAUGUACGUACUAUUAAGUGUUUUAAUUGGGAUUGUUUUUGUUUCAUGUGUAAAUCAGGACUCCACAACUUUUAUAAACUGCUAAACACUCAUGUCCACAUUUGAAAUUACACUCUCUUCACUUAAGAGUUGAAUGUGCCGUUACGCCCCCCUCCCUAAUUUUUUAGAACUGUUUAUUUUUCAAGAUUUUUUUUUUUCUUGCUGCCAGACUCCCAUUUGUCUUUCUGAUCAUGUUGGCUGUUUGGGUUUAAAAAACUGCAUAGGUCAACAAAGCUCAUUUGCAUGUUUAUUUUCUCAACUAUUUCUGUUGUAUAUAUAUAUGUAUAUUCAGUAUAUACAUUAAAUCCUUAAAUACUAAAAAUGAAUCACUAAUAAAGCGAAUUUAUAUUCA